This is a messenger RNA of Musca domestica (house fly), 6567 nucleotides long. RefSeq names its product rho-associated protein kinase 1. The record is from RefSeq and is a predicted model, not a curated record. Gene Ontology annotation, biological process: embryonic morphogenesis; peptidyl-threonine phosphorylation; cortical actin cytoskeleton organization. Bases 2087 to 6220 code for a protein of 1377 amino acids. Lineage: Eukaryota; Metazoa; Arthropoda; Insecta; Diptera; Muscidae. The transcript has 11 exons. Gene Ontology annotation, cellular component: cytoskeleton; cytoplasm. Gene Ontology annotation, molecular function: Rho-dependent protein serine/threonine kinase activity; ATP binding; small GTPase binding.
CUGUUCGAUUAUUUGAUUACUUUGUAUAUUCGGUUCAUUCGUUCAGUCGUCGUGAUUUUUUCAUUACAAAAAAACUUAUUUAAUUUCAUGUCGCUUCCAAUUUAGAAAACUGAAAAUUCUGUCCACAAUUCGUUUGUUCAUUUUGCAUAAAUCUAGUAUUUGAUAAGUGAUAAAUAGAAAACGCUUACGUUUGCCGUGAAAUUUUCAAACGUGAAAACAGGCGAAAGAAAACAUAAGAGUGAGAAAUAUUGCACACACAAUCAACCAAAGCAACAGAUAUUUUUUUUUGCUCGCUGCUGCUAUUGAUGAUGAUGAUGGUGUCGAGGAAUUAACAAAUAAAACGAAACGAAAUGAAAGAAGGUUGUGUAUGGAAGUAAUGUAGAAAAAAAAGAGUGUGGAGCAGCAUAAAAAAGUGAAGUGGUGGUGAUUGUUAAAAAAAGAGGAAAGAAAAAGCAAGGAAAUAAGAAAAAAAUGAGAUAAAUUAUUUAAAGAAAAGUUUUUAAGAAUGUCUUGAGUUUUUGUGUCGCAGAAAAUGAAAAUGUGAAAAAAAGGUUCUGAAAAAGUGGAUGUCUGAACGAAAAAGAGUACAAAACUAAAUUACUUUUUUUUUAAUUUCAAAACCACAAGCUUUGAAUGUAUUACUUUAUUUCGCGGUAGCACAAUAAUAAAAAACCAAAAAAACAAAUCCAGCAGUGGAAAUAAAAGAUAAUAAAAAAGGAAGCAACCUGGGGUGCUGCAACCAACAACAACAACAACCUGGCCACUCCAAGUUGUUUCAUAAAAAGACAGCAUUAUUUGCCCUGGCUUUGCUGUAAUCCCCAAAGCUGGAAUUGAAAAAUCAACUGGAACACACACAUAUUCAGACACACACAAACAAAACGAACCCUUCAACCAAAAACAGUUCAUAUCAAAAGAAAAAACGAAAAAAAAAAUAAAAUAGAAUUAAUGAGAACACCAUAAAGCAGGGAACUUCUUCUAACAGAGUUCGUCGUCGUCGUUUUGUUUUUCUGGCAAAUAAAAAUUCAAAAUCGUACCAAGAAAACAUUUUGGCAAAAUCAAGAAAAAAAAUAACAAUUUCAAAGAGGAGAAUCUGAAAAAAAAAAUUACUUAAAAACCCAUAACAAGCUAAGCUCCCCAGAAGGAAAAAAAAAACAAAUAAAGAAAGAAAGACAAAUAAAUGAAACAGUAAAAAGAGGAAAAACCCCGGGGACCCUGCGAAAUUGUCAAAGAGGCGAACCUAGAGUUGGUGGCAUAGCAUAAUAUACAUAUGGGCCCAUUACCCUACUCACAAAACUUGCUUUUGGCCCAGCAAUAAAAAAAAAAAAAACAUUUCGUCACGAUCAUCCAAAAAAAAGAAGAAAACAAUAUUUUGGCCAGCAAGAGCCAAACACACAUCCAUGAGUGACAAUUUUUUUUUUGGGGAACGAUAUUUGGAGACAAGGAAAACUACUACCAUCCACAUCAAAAUAAGCUCUGAGCAUUAGACCUCCAGGAGAAAACACCAAGGAAGCAGCUACUCCAUAUUAAUUGUCAUUGAAGCUGCUGAGUUGUUUUUUCCUUUGUGGCGGCGGCGGGAGUACUACAACCAAAUUAGCUUCCAUCAACAACAACAGAUCUCAACAGGGAAUUUUGUUGAACAUCAACUUUGGGAUACCAGUAGCCUGGCUGCUAGCCCCUUUUCCAAACAGUGACAAUUGACAAGAUUUGCUUCUUCAUCUCCUCCUCCACCACCAUCAUUGCCAUUUGUUUUGUAAUGCCAUUGGACAAAUGUUAAAUGAAAAAAUGAGGUUUUGGAAACCUCCAACAUCAAAGCAUACAAAUUAAUGUGACUUUUGUUUGUCAUCAUUAGUUUUGUUUUUGUUUGCGUUUUUUUUUCCAAUAAUUUCCAACUAACAAAGUCAAAAAUUGCUAGUGUUAAUGUUGCCUUACCAUCCCGGCUCCAACACCUGAUCGAAGGACCAUACUCUCCUUGAUUGGCUAGGAGUUUGAAAUCAAAAAAAGACACAAGUGAAAAUAUUUUCUCAAUUUGCAAACUGUCAACAACAAAAAUUGAAAAUUAAUUUCAAAAUAAUACAACAACGGCAAAAUGGAUGUUUUAGAUGAAGAUCGAAGGCGGAGGACCAAUGUGUUGGAACAGGAGAUGCGUAACCCCUAUAGUAUUUGCAAUGUCGACUGCCUGCUAGACACGGUGACGGCUCUGGUGAACGACUGUGAUCAUGAGUCAUUGAAACGCCUGAAAAAUAUAGAACAGUAUGCAGCGAAAUACAAACCGCUUGCCCAACAGAUCUGCCAGCUGCGCAUGAAUGUCGAUGAUUUCGAUUUUAUCAAAAUCAUUGGUGCCGGUGCCUUUGGCGAAGUUCAGUUGGUGCGACAUAAAUCCUCCCGCCAGGUGUAUGCCAUGAAACGUUUAUCGAAAUUCGAAAUGAUGAAACGACCCGAUUCCGCCUUCUUUUGGGAGGAACGUCACAUUAUGGCCCACGCGAAUUCCGAAUGGAUUGUCCAGCUGCAUUUUGCCUUUCAGGACGCCAAAUAUUUGUAUAUGGUGAUGGAUUACAUGCCCGGUGGGGAUAUUGUAUCGCUGAUGUCAAUGUAUGAGAUACCCGAGAAAUGGGCCAUAUUCUACACCAUGGAAGUGGUGCUGGCCCUGGACACCAUACACAAUAUGGGCUUUGUACAUCGCGAUGUGAAACCGGAUAAUAUGCUGUUGGAUUGCCAUGGCCACUUGAAGUUGGCCGAUUUUGGUACGUGUAUGCGCAUGGGACCCAACGGCUUGGUGGUGUCCAGCAAUGCGGUGGGUACUCCGGAUUAUAUUAGUCCCGAAGUGCUGCAGAGUCAGGGUGUGGACAAUGAAUAUGGCCGUGAGUGUGAUUGGUGGUCGGUGGGUAUUUUCCUUUACGAAAUGUUGGUGGGUGAUACACCCUUCUAUGCGGAUUCCUUGGUUGGCACCUAUGGCAAGAUUAUGGAUCACAAGAAUUCGUUGAAUUUCCCCGCCGAAGUGGAGAUCAGUGAAAAUGCCAAGAGCCUGAUACGGGCAUUUUUGACAGAUCGUACCCAGCGUUUGGGCCGCCGAGGUAUCGAUGAAAUCAAGGAACAUCCAUUCUUCCAAAACGACACCUGGAGUUUUGAUAACAUACGCGAAAGUGUCCCUCCCGUAAUACCUGAACUGUCUUCCGACGAUGACACCCGAAAUUUUGAGGAUAUCGAACGAGAUGAGACGCCUGAGGAAGUGUUUCCUGUGCCGAAAAAUUUCGAUGGCAAUCAUUUGCCAUUCAUUGGCUUUACCUACACCGGAGAUUAUCAGCUGCUGUCGAACAAUGACACCGUCGAUGCCAAGGAGAACAACAUGAAUUCCGUCAACCACAAUCACCGCCACCGGCCCUCAAAUUCCAAUGAGAUCAAGAGAUUAGAGGCUUUGCUCGAAAGGGAGCGUAACCAUGUGGAGACAUUGGAGAAACAGGACAAAUCCCUGAGACAACAAUUGGAAUUGAUUAGCCAAAGGGAGAGCGAAUUGCAGGCCAUGGCCUCGGAUUAUGAAAAGAAUUUGGCCAUAACCCAGCACAACUACAAAAUGACCCUGCAAAAGUUUGAACAGGAAAUUGAGUUGCGUAAAAAGACCGAGAUACUCCUGGCCGAGACCCAAAAGAAUUUGGACAAUGAACAGAAGAUUCGAACCCGGGAGAUGAACAACAAUCAGCAUCACAAUGAGAAAAUUCUGACGCUGGAAAAACAGCUGAAGGAAAUGGAAGAGAAUUUCAAAAACGAAACAGAAAAUUCGCAAAAACUUAAAAAACAGGCAGCGGAAUUGGGUCUGGCCAAACAGGAACUGGAGGCGAAAAUUGCCCAGUUGCAGCUGAUGAUCACAAGCCUGCAGGGCCAAAAGGAAACACUGCAGCAGGAAGUGGCUGAGCUGCAGGCCCAACUGGCCCAGGAAAAGAAUUUGCGCUCCCAGCUAAAGGAACUGCAAAAAGAAACCGAAAAUAAACUGCAAUCCAUUGCCAAUGACUUGGAACGGGCAAUUUCCCGGGAACAACAGGCCUACGAAGACAAUCGCAUACUCAAUGAGAAAAUCUCCGAUCUGGAAAAGGCCCAUGCGGGCUUGGAUUUUGAACUAAAGGCAGCCCAGGGUCGUUAUCAGCAAGAGGUAAAGGCCCAUCAGGAAACCGAAAAAUCUCGCAUGCUCAGUCGCGAGGAAGCCAAUCUCCAGGAGGUCAAGGCCCUGCAGACAAAGCUAAAUGAAGAGAAAUCGGCCCGCAUUAAAUCCGAUCAGAAUUCCCAAGAAAAAGAAAGACAACUGUCCAUGCUCUCUGUCGACUAUCGGCAAAUCCAACAGCGUCUACAAAAGCUUGAGGGAGAAUGCCGACAAGAAGCCGAGAAGGUAUCCGUCCUACAAUCCCAACUAGAUCAAGAAUAUUCCAAGAAAAACUCCCUUCUCUCCGAUCUAAGUCUGAAAAGUUCCGAGGUGGCCCAUCUCAAGUCGCGCGAAAACCAACUGCAAAAGGAGCUCAGCGCCCUGCGCGAAAACAAACGCAAAUACGAAGAAGACAUGGCCCUGCUAAAAAUCUCGCUAAACAAGGAGAUCCUGCAAAAGAAGGAGCUCCAAGAUCAAUUGGAUGCCGAACAAAUUUUCUCCCGCCUCUACAAAGCCCAGGCCAAUGAACAUCGCGAAGAGAUCGAGGAACGUUGUCGUGAAAUACAAGAUCUGAAAGAGGAACGUGUCUCGCUCAAACAUCAAGUACAAGUGGCAGUGGCUCGGGCCGAUUCCGAAGCCCUAGCCCGUUCCAUUGCCGAAGAGACGGUGGCCGAUUUGGAAAAAGAAAAGACCAUCAAAGAAUUGGAACUAAAAGAUUUCAUGACCAAACAUCGCAAUGAAAUAGCUGCCAAGGAUUCAUUGCUAACGGCGGCCAAGGAAACCGAGGCGGACUAUGUGAAGAAACUCAAUGCAAAGAAUUCGGAAAUGGAUGAGUUGCAGCAACAGAACAAGAAAUUGCAGGAAGAAGUUGUCCAGGUGAAGACGACGAAAGAGGAAGAAAUUGCCAAACUCAAGGACAAGUGGAAGAAUGAAAUGUUGCUGAAACAGGUGGCCGUUAAUAAAUUGGCCGAGGUUAUGAAUCGACGAGAUACCGAUUCGAAACAACAAAAAGGCAAAGCCCGCUCAUCGGCUGAGUUGCGUAAGAAGGAAAAGGAAAUGCGUCGCCUACAGCAGGAAAUGCAACAGGAGCGUGAUAAAUACAGUCAAUUGUUACUUAAAUAUCAAGAUCUGCUUAGUCAGGCCGUUGAAGACAGUCAUAUUAAACAAAAACUCCAAAUGGAAAUCGAUUGCAAGGCAACGGAAAUUGAAAAAUUACAAUCGAAACUUAAUGAAACAGCAUCCUUGUCAUCUGCCGACAAUGAUCCCGAAGAUAAUCAGAAUUCAUCUCUGCUUUCACUUACACAGGACUCGGUAUUUGAGGGCUGGCUGAGUGUGCCCAAUAAACAGAAUAUACGGCGCCACGGCUGGAAGCGUCAAUUUGUUGUGGUAUCAUCGCGCAAAAUCAUAUUCUAUAAUUCGGAAAUCGACAAACAGAAUACCAUUGAUCCUGUGCUAAUAUUAGAUUUAAGCAAAGUAUUUCACGUACGUUCAGUAACUCAGGGUGAUGUUAUUAGAGCCGAUGCCAAAGAGAUACCGCGCAUAUUCCAAUUAUUAUACGCCGGCGAGGGUGAGGCCCGCAGACCCGAUGAACAGCAACAAUUGGAUAUGAGUAUGAUAAGGGGUGGUACAGGAGACGAAAGACCAGGAUCCAUAAUCCAUAAAGGCCAUGAAUUUGUGCAUAUAACCUAUCAUAUGCCAACAGCUUGUGAAGUAUGUCCCAAACCUUUGUGGCACAUGUUUAAGCCGCCGGCGGCGUAUGAAUGCAAAAGAUGCCGCAACAAAAUCCACAAGGAACAUGUCGACAACAAUGAUCCUUUGGCUCCAUGCAAGCUACACCAUGAUCCUCAUAGUGCCAGAGAAAUGCUCCUAUUGGCCUCAACGCCCGACGAACAAAAUCUCUGGGUAUCACGUCUCUCUAAACGUAUCCAAAAAUGUGGAUAUAAGGCAAAUUCCUCAUCAAAUAAUAAUAGCAAUAAUUCAGAUGGUAGUAAAAUAUCACCAAGCCAAUCAACACGUUCCAAUUACAAGCCAUAUGCAGUUAAUGUACAAAGAUCAGCUACGCUGCCAGCAAAUUCAUCAUUAAAACAGUGAUUCUAUUUUAUUUUUUAAUUAAUUUUUUUUAUUAAAACUAUAAAUAUAAAUAUUACUAUUUACUAUUAUUAUUAUAAUUGUAUACGUGUGUGUGUGUUUCUUUUUUUUUAUUAAUUAAUUUGUAUUUUUAAUUUCGCCUAAAUUCCAUUUAUUUUUAUUUCCACAUUUUGCUGUAAUAUUUUUCUCUCUUAAUUUUAUUUUAUUAUUUAAUUUUAAUGUUAAUACUUAAUUUUUAAAACAAAAUAAUUUAAAUUAAACAAAGAAAAGAAAAAGAUGAAAAAAACAAACGAUGAUCUUUCUACCACUAAAACCUAACGCUGCUGUUUUGUAAUAUUUCUGUUUUUAUU